This is a messenger RNA of Linum trigynum, 1724 nucleotides long. The record is from the annotation of a GenBank genome assembly. NCBI's taxonomy places the organism in Eukaryota, Viridiplantae, Streptophyta, Magnoliopsida, Malpighiales, Linaceae.
GACAAAUCAGCAAAAAAAAAAAAAAAAGACUGCAGUUGGCUCCCGGUGGACCAAAAACCCUGACAAAACCUCUCUGCGACGGAGUCACUGGUCGCCGGUGCCGCAACCUUCUUCUCGUCUUUUCCGGUAAACAGACGUUUCCGAUAUCCUUUAGCUUCUGUAUACUAUUACACCGGCAAGACAUCAAGCUGCUAGGAAUAGGAUGAUUAUCCAUAGCAUAAAUACUAGUCUGGUGUAAGCUCGGAAUGAGUCCGAACGAUGGUUCUUGUAGCUGAACAUUCAAUUCCAGUUGUAGGGUUCAUGAAUUUGCCUCGUAUUAUAUUGCUUAUUUCAUCCAAUAUGUGUCUAUUGAAUUCUUAUUCCUCUUGUUUGUUGGUUUUUGGUUGGUUUACUUCAGUUUUAUGGUUGUCAGUGGCAUUAUAGGAUGGAAUCCAGAAGGUUUAUGCUUAGGGCUGGAUUACAAUUCUCUGCAAUGGAGGCUUUUUUGUUCAGUUGCUGCCUUUUAUGUUUUUUUUUAAAUGGAUGGGGUUAACAAUUUGCCAAACCUUGUUAGGGUUCUGUGCUUUGACUUGUGAAAGAGAAGGUGAGAGUAAAGAAGGGAGAUGAAACGAAAGAAUGGAGAAGGAAUUGAGGGGGGAGAAGAGAAGAUAAAGGUUUUAUGCUUGGAACAAGCAAGUGAUGAGCCAAACCCUACCGGAAUUUCUUCCGGGCACGGGAAGAAGGCAUUGGGUUUGGGAGUAGAAGAGGUGGCAAUGGAUCUCCCAGGGAUUGCAUUGGCACCAUCCAAUCCAGACUCCAAAGCUGGGGUGAUUUUUGUUCUUGAGAAGGCUUCCUUGGUUCUUGCUAAUGUUGGACGAAGGUAUAGGAUUUUAAACGCAAAUGAGCAUUCCGACUAUUUGCGGAAGAAGAACAUGGAUCCAUACAAGUACAGACCUGAUAUUGUUCACGAGGCUCUCGUCGGAAUUAUGGAUAGCCGGCUCCGUAUGGCUGGUAAGUUAAAGGCAGUGUACAUCAAGACAGAUGAAGGGAUUUUGAUUAAAGUUGAACCUAAUGCUCGAAUUCCUAGAACGUUGGAGGAAUUCUGUGAUAUGAUGGCUCAGUUGUUACAGAAAUUGAGCGUCAAAGCCAAAGGGAAAGGUGGAAAAUUGUUACGGUUGGUUCAGAAUCCAGUAACUCAGUACUUUCCUGUUAACUCCAUUAAAAUAGGUCUCUCAUUUGUUUCGGAUAAGGCAGUCCCCAUAGAGGAGUACAUUACUGGAGUCAACAAGGACAGUGACCUCAUUUUUGUGGUUGGCACCAUGGCCCACGGUAAAAUCGAUAGCGAUUACCUUGAUGAUCUUGUAGCAGUUUCUAGCUACCCGUUGACUGCUGCUGCAUGUUUGAGAGACAUAUCCAUCGCACUGGAGGGCAAAUGGAAAAUCCACUGAUAAUAUUGUCCAUCCUACUUGGAUGGUGACCGCCAGAAUACUUGUCAAUGCAAUGCAGCACUACCCUGUGCUCAAACCCUUGAUUCUGCAGCUGUUACAGAAGUAAUUUAUCGAGUAAGAUGACGAUGAGGGAUGAAGAUAGAAAGGGCAGCUGCGUCGUAGCUGCAUACGGGUCAUGUUAGGUUAUUGCAUAACUGAUAGACAAUAGGUCACACUAUUCUCUUACUUGGUUAAAGACUCAUGGACCGCAGUGUGGAGUUGUGUUCGUGAUCUUGGGACAUUGAUUUAGCUUUUGUG